Xenopus laevis (African clawed frog) is the source of this 876-nucleotide messenger RNA. It is a transcript of the gene vbp1.L, whose product is annotated as von Hippel-Lindau binding protein 1 L homeolog. Lineage: Eukaryota; Metazoa; Chordata; Amphibia; Anura; Pipidae. Gene Ontology annotation, cellular component: prefoldin complex; cytoplasm. Gene Ontology annotation, molecular function: tubulin binding. Gene Ontology annotation, biological process: protein folding; tubulin complex assembly; microtubule-based process. The record is from RefSeq and is marked provisional.
GGAAGCGAACCCGUAGCGUUAAAACGUGUUGACGCGAGGUACGCACAGCUUCCAAGAUGGCGGUGACCAGUGAGGGAGCCGGCGGUGCUGGUUUGAAACGGACUCAUUUGGGGAUCCCGGAAGCGGUGUUUGUGGAAGAUGUGGAGGCAUUUAUGAAGAAAGCUGGAAAUGAGACGGCAGAUGCAGUACUCAAGAAAUUGGAUGAGCAAUAUCAGAAAUAUAAAUUUAUGGAACUUAAUCUGACCCAGAAAAAAAGAAGGCUAAAGAAUCAGAUUCCAGAAAUUAAGCAGACCUUAGAAAUUUUAAAACACAUGCAGAAGAAAAAGGAUACUACUGAACCAAUGGAAACUAGGUUUAUGCUAGCGGAUAAUCUGUACUGUAAAGCAUCGGUGCCACCUACAGACAAAGUCUGUCUGUGGCUGGGGGCCAAUGUUAUGCUUGAGUACGAUAUUGAUGACGCUCAGGCUUUGCUAGAAAAGAAUCUCUCAACUGCUACAAGAAACCUUGACUCUACAGAAGAAGACCUGGACUUCCUUAGGGACCAGUUUACUACGACCGAAGUCAAUAUGGCUAGAGUUUAUAAUUGGGAUGUAAAAAGAAGAAACAAGGACGACCCUUCAAAAAGCAAAGCUUAAUGUCUCCCAGUUUUAAAUGUGACCAGUUUCUCAACAGAUUUUUAAAAGGCCCCUAACAUUUAGGACGGAGGUGACAUUCGUUUCGAGGGAGCAAAGCUGAUCGGAGAGCAGGCACCGUUUUAUUUAUUCGUUCACCCUGAUUUUCCAUGCAUGCCUUGGAUGAAACCUCUCUAUCAUGUCUGUUCUUCUCUUGCCAAAAUAUCAUUGAAUCUGAAUGAAAACAUCUUUUUUUUUACCUAAA